GACAGGGGAAGAGGAAGUAUCUUUAGGUCCUGGGGAAGACUGGCUUGUCUUGGUGGGUAGGGACGGUCAUUCGCAGCUUCUGGACGCACAGAGACAAAAUGGAGUUCCUCCGGCAAUACCUCCCUGCGCUGCAUCAGGCCUUAAUGGGGGCACUGGACUCCCUCAGCACCUUUGUCUCCUACCUCAUGGGAGAUGCGGUCCCCACUGUAGAGAGGGAGGCCCGGGAACUGGGGGAGGUGGCUGCAGGGAAGCCAGGGAAGGUUGUAGAGGAGGAAGCCCAGGAGGCCCUGCACGGCCUUGGAGGCGGCCAAAGCGAGGGGGCUGGAGGGCGCGAGGAGGCGAGCUCAGCUGCGGAACAGGUCUGGGGCUGGGGAGAAGGCAGUUCCUGCGGGCCGCAAGCUGGUAGGCAGGACUCUGGGGCCUGGGGGGCCGUCACGGCAGCCAGGGGCCUAGAGCCAAGUGUUCUCUUGGAGGCUGAGAAGAGCUCUGAGGCAGGGACUCGCGGAGACACGGGCAGUCAAGCCAAGGAGAGACAGGAGCCUGAAGAGCAGGAAGUGAACACAGGGGAGACGCUGAGAACCUGGGAACAGGAGGAGGAGGAAGAGGUCAGGGCAAGAGAGCCAGGGAUGGCCAGAGGGGUGGAGUCAGGGCGGCCUGGGCAUAGGGAGCCCAAGGGGCAGGCUGGUGCUGAGAGGGAGAAGGUGGCUGGGGACUGUGGGGAGACGCGGCCGGUGCUCAGGGAGGUAGUUGCAGAAGCUGAGGUGUCUGGAGCCGAAGGGCCUUGGAGGGAAGAAGGGGAGGUGGCAGCAGUGAGGGCUGACCAAAGCACAAGGGCCCAGGGGACACAGGACCCAGGGCCAGCGUCUGAAGACUGGACAACCUUGCAUAAAGAAGAGGCCAGCACGGAGGUGGACAGGAUAGCCUCAGACGGGGAGGAGGCCAGCACAGCCUCAGACGGGGAGGAGGCCAGUACAGCUUCAGCCAGGGAGGAGGCUGGUACCGCCUCAGCUGGGGAGGAGGCCAGCACCACCUCAGCUGGGGAGGAGGCUGACCUCCCAGGAGUCAGGGAGACAGAAGACAGGCUAGUCCCAGGAGACAGAAUCUCCGAAGCUGCUAGUAGUACUGAGAUCCUAGAGGAGGCCUCCAAUGGAGACCAGGAAGAGGAGCCACGUGAAAAGAGAGAGGAUGAAAUGAAGGUUUUCCCCCAACAGCCCUGGGUCCUGGUUACUGAAGCAACAGAAUACGCAGCUGAGGGCCAGAAGGCAGAGGAGGAGGCCGCAGGAGCCCAGGAACCAGAGGAGGAGGCAGGGGAGCGCUUCGCGGGUGAGACAGAUCAGUAUAGGAGAGAGGCCCAGAGCAGGCAAAGCUCAGAGGUCAGGGCUGAUGGUGCCCAUCUGCAGGAGGCCCCAGCAGAAGGGCCCCAGGAGAAGGAACAGAGGUGCUGGGCCCCGGAGGAUGAGCUGGCCCCAGACCAGGAGGCUGAAGGUGAGGCUGACUCAGAAACGGCCCUGGAGGCCAGGCCCGAGGAGGAGUUCAUGUGGGUGAGAGGCCAGGAGGGUCAGAUGCGCCAAGAAGCAGUGGGGAUGGGCUGGGGUGUCCUCAAAUUCAGGGUUGCUGAAGACCAGGGCCCCGAGCUGGUGGGAGAGGCCCAGACGCCCGCAGAGCCGCCUGAAGAAGGACAGGGGAGUCAGGAGGAGCGUAGCCCAGGCCUGAGCACGGAGGAGACAGGCAGUGGGGUGAAGGAACAGCUGAGACACAUAGGCUCUGUACUUCCUGCAGUCCUAGAGACAGAAGGCUGGGGAUUGUGGUGGGGAGGGGACGCAGGGAGCAAAAUCGCCCAGGAGGAAGGAGCAGAUGCUGAGGAGGAGGCUGCAGGAGGCCUGGCCCUGGAGGCCGAGGCCAAAGGAGUCUGGGAGUCUGAACUGCCAGAGGUCCUGGAGUGUGGACUGGAGGAGGGAGAGACCUCUGUGGUGGAGAACCAGGAGCUGCAGGCAGACCAAGGGGCAGAGGCAGGGACAGGCCAGGCACUGGCAGAAUCAGAGGCUGGGGAAACCAAGGACAAUGUGGCGGAGGUCACUGUGCCACAGGAGGCAGACAGAACACCCAGGGGAGGCUGGAGGCCGCAGGAGGCAACUCUGAGGCUCCAGGACUGCGAGGACACGCAGGCCAGUCCUUUGGCUGCUGAGGUGGAGGAGGGCCAGGCAGAAGGGGCGGCCGGAGCAGCUCGGAGCGGGGAGCUUGGGAGGGGCUGGGAGCCUGAAGGGCAGGGAGAGGCUGCACAGGUGCCGGGGGAGGAAGAGCUGGAGGAGCGGCCUGUGCCGGAGCAGAGGGGAGACGGUGAGGGGCAGCACGGGGACCGCCGCCCUGAGGGAGAGGCAGCAAGGCCGCUAGAUGUGGAUGCUAUCAAGGCGACUGGUGGCCAGAGGACGGAGGCCGAGGGGACUGCUCCAGCAGACCGGGAGGGCAGCCACGGCCAGGAGGGGCAGCCAACACACCAGCCUCCUGCGGAGACCACGCCGGCGCCUUCUGAGACUGCAGAGGCCACGGGAAGUGACCCAGGGGACACUCACAGCAGCUGGAGUGAGGCCCUGCUCCCUGGGUCCCGCCUGGACGUCUCUGCCUCCCGGAGCCGUGUGCUUCUGUCACGGAGCUCCUGGAAGCGGCGUUCACGACCCUCCUCCUGGAGGACACCUUCCCCGGAGCGGCAGGAGGACCCGCCCAGGCCCCAGCCUGAGGAGGGGCUCGCCAACCCUGAGCAGACACCUGUCCAGCUAGAGGAAGCCCCCGAGCCAAGUCCCUCACAGUCUGAAGAGACCCCAGAGCCGGUCAAGAGAAAGGUCCUGGGACACGGGUUUGGCCUUGCACACCCUGGCAUGAUGCAGGAAUUGCAAGCCAGGCUGGUCCAGCGGAAGCCCCAGUGACUGAGAGCCACUGUCCCGCCGGGAGCCUGCACUGCAUGAGGGUCAGAAGCCCCUGGGGGGCCCUACCAACUCAGGCAAUUUCCGCCACCUGCACCCUUCCCACUGUUGGAGCCGUACUUCCUGGUGUCUCACUCCUGGAGUGGAGAAAACCAGAAGGUCUGUGAAGACUUUGGACUUCAGGAAUCUGACUCUUUAGUGCAGGCUGGUGGACCCUAUGCCACUGAGGGACCCUCUUCUCAAGGGACCCUUGUCCUGAUCACCUGAAUCUGUCCCAGCUGCUCAGAAGACCACGGAAGAUUGAGAGGAUGGACUCUGUUCUCCCACAGUCUUCCCUCCCCGUGUCUGCGCCCCUCAGAGCGCUGUGUGGGGGUGACAGCUGUGGGUGGGGGCAUAACACACUCUUCCCUUCAGCACAAAAGAAAAGGGUUCGCAGGUCUAGGGGCACCAGGUGGACUCAGAGGUGAUGGGUAGCAGGCCAGCUGCCUUGACUUUCCAGAACUCUGCUGGAUACUAUGGCAACUGAGCUGGCCAGUCAGGGAAGGUAGACCAGAAUCCUCAGAUAUACUGGAGCAGUGAGGGGUUCUGGGCGGCCAGAGGCUGCCAACUCCACUGUAGCCAUCCUGCCCCUUGGGUGCCAGGCAUCUCUUCUGUGACAAGAAGCUAAAGCAGAGAGAGGGUGAGGAGGCUUUAUUAGGCACCCAGGACCGUGGCCCAGCCUGAGGAUGAACAAUAAAUAAAUCAUCUCCUAAACAAUAAAUAAAUAUCCAAGAAAUAAA
Chinchilla lanigera (long-tailed chinchilla) is the source of this 3697-nucleotide messenger RNA. RefSeq names its product apolipoprotein B receptor (gene Apobr). The record is from RefSeq and is a predicted model, not a curated record. Bases 99 to 2921 code for a protein of 940 amino acids. Lineage: Eukaryota; Metazoa; Chordata; Mammalia; Rodentia; Chinchillidae. Gene Ontology annotation, cellular component: membrane. Gene Ontology annotation, biological process: lipid transport; triglyceride metabolic process. The transcript has 4 exons. Gene Ontology annotation, molecular function: very-low-density lipoprotein particle receptor activity.